Messenger RNA from Salmo salar (Atlantic salmon), 978 nucleotides. Lineage: Eukaryota; Metazoa; Chordata; Actinopteri; Salmoniformes; Salmonidae. The record is from RefSeq and is a predicted model, not a curated record.
AAAAGAAGAAGAAGAAGAAGGGAGUUCUUCCCUCUGGGCUUUCUUUUAGCCUGCCCUCCCUUCCACACCAGAGUACUCACACACAUCCCUACUCACACACACACUCACACUCACCCCUACUCACACACCACAGUGUCUGCGUUCGGCUCUCCCUUUCCACUCUGCCUCCAUCUCCCUUCCAGGAUGCACAGACGACUGCUCUCUCUCUGGGUGACCGGGGCGCUGCUGCUACCCUUGUGCUGGGCAAACAAAGAGGACUAUGAGGAGGAAUAUGAUGACUAUUCUACACAAACACCAGACUAUGACUACACCGCCACCUUCGAUUACACCUAUUUCAGUAACACCACCGGCCAUGAGGACUAUAGUUUGUUUGUAAUUCUAGAAGACAAGAAGAAUGUGGAGGAGAAGGAUCUUGAGAAUAAGGCUUUAGCAAUUGGCUCCCCAUGCCCAGUGCUACUCCUCGGAUUGGCCGCUCACCAACUCCAUCGAUUACUGUGAAUGAGACCGAGCACUGCAGAACAUACACAGAUAUACAGGACCCUGAACUGAGGAGAAAGUUACCCAAUAUUCUGGAAUUGGACUGAGGAGAAAGUUGACCCAAUAUUCUGGAAUUUGACCUUUUUAAGAAUCAAAUGGACAGAGCAUGAGAUUCUCCACCACUGACUUUCUAUACUAUAGUUGGAAAAACUCAUGGUGAAUCCUGAAUCCUAACUUGUGAAAGAAGCCCACAACUUGAAUUCAUAAAUAUCUCCCAUAAUAAUACUUCCGUUGUAUGCACGUCUCAAGUUGUAAGAUGUGUCCCUUAGAGUAAUAAUAGCACAAAGCCAAUAUACCCCACGUAUUCCAUCUUGUUUUGACUUUAUACAAACUAAAUAUGGAUAUUAUACAUGCUGUUUAUCUUUUAAUACAUAUUUUCCAAGUAUGUUUUGUUUCUGUUCGAUAUUCUGUUAUGAAAAUAUAAUGCUUUCUACAACCAUG